AUGUCGCUUUUGGCCUAUGCGCCGAACCUGAGUUCCUGGCUGACACGAUGUCGUCGUGUAGCAUUCAAUCAUAGUCAAUCCCAAGCGGCCGAAGCAGAGUACGACCGGCUACGAAAUCUCGCACGUCAGGAGGCCGCCAAACGUGCCACGUGCUUCCAGCGAUCCCAAGAAGCAUAUGCGAAUGGCGACGGCGCGGCUGCGCAUGCGCUCUCGCAAGAGGGCAAGGAACACGGCGCCAAAAUGGAGAUGUACAAUAAACAGGCGGCCGACUUCAUCUUUCGCGAAAACAACGCCGAUGGACGAGUCGCCGCGGACACGAUCGACUUGCACGGGCUGUUUGUCGAAGAGGCGGAAGAGAUCUUGGAACAGAGGAUCCGCUUUGCUCAGAGUCACGGCCAGACACAUCUCCACGUCGUGGUCGGGCGGGGCAACCAUUCCCGCGAUCACGUCCAAAAACUCAAGCCUCGAGUCGAACAGACUUGCCGGGAUCUCGGCUUGCAAUAUCACACCGAGUCCAACGACGGCAGGAUAUACAUCAAGCUGGAUGGCAGUCCCGUGGACAUGCAACAUGUGAGCGAUUGGCAGGGCUACCAGACGUAUCCAGGUCAGCAGCAGCAAGCUUGGCAACCUCAACACACUCAGCAACAACAACACCAACCACAAUAUGGUGGAGAAGUGAAGCAUGGUGGGGGACUGCUGGCCCGGCUCAUCAACAAACUCUUGCGCAUGUUGUGUGGUUGA
Messenger RNA from Fonsecaea pedrosoi CBS 271.37, 741 nucleotides. RefSeq lists its product as uncharacterized. The transcript has a single exon. NCBI's taxonomy places the organism in Eukaryota, Fungi, Ascomycota, Eurotiomycetes, Chaetothyriales, Herpotrichiellaceae. The coding region runs from base 1 to 741 and encodes 246 amino acids. The record is from RefSeq and is a predicted model, not a curated record.